AUGGGACCCGUUCCCCCAAACAAGGCCAACCGCAGGGGUUUGGUGCCGGUUACAUCUUCUUCUGAAGCGGCCGCCAAAAACGCAUUGCAUCGCGACAUAGGCCUCACCUUUGCCGUCUGGAGCGAAAUCGUGGGAAGAUCGCCCCGUCUACCGCAGGGCGUCAAGGACCGCCUGUUGGUCUGCGCCUGCCUAUUUAAGGGGCCAGAUUCGCCUCCUCCACCCCCCUCCCUCAACAACCAGCUCAACGAGGCGAAGAACAAGUUCUACGAAGACAUGCACGUCCUCCUGGCGGACAAGCCAGUCGUCCUCGGUGACCUAGAUGCCCGCGUCGGGACAGACUACGUUGACGGAAUCGCCGGCUUCAGCGACAAUGGUCCCUCCUCCUCCUCCUCCUGCGCUAAACACCUUCUUCUGCUGAUGCGGUGGAAGGCCACCUGGCUGCACCUCCGAUCGCGACGCUGA
Messenger RNA from Spirometra erinaceieuropaei, 462 nucleotides. The record is from the annotation of a GenBank genome assembly. NCBI's taxonomy places the organism in Eukaryota, Metazoa, Platyhelminthes, Cestoda, Diphyllobothriidea, Diphyllobothriidae.